AUGGGGGUAGCAGAUUCACCGGAUCUUGCUAAUCUCUAUGGGGCGUAUUUUGAGACAAAAAAUAAAGUUCUUGAAAAUCCAGCCAUAGCUUUUUAUGGCAAAUACAUCGAUGACUGUCUCGCUAUUGUUUAUGCAGAAAGUGAACAAGAAGCACUUCAAAAAGUCGAGAAUAUUGUCAAAUUUGAUGAAUGUGUUAUUGAGUGGAAUGUCAGCGCCUCUUGGCAACCGUUUCUAGACAUGGCGUUAUAUAAAGAUGAAAAUUAUAAAUUGCAACACAUGCCGUACCGAAAAGCUGGCAACCACCAAGAAAGAGUUCCAUGGAUCUCGCAUCAUCCAUUAGAUGUCAAAAGGGGAACAUUUAUUGGAGAAAUGUCUCGGCUCGCUACUCUCAGUACUACCUUAUCAGUGUACAAAGAUGCAAUACGAGGUUUAGUAGCCUUGUAUAUACGCAGAGGGUAUCCUGCCAAUCUAGUCAAUUCUUGGAUGAGAAAUAAUAUCCGCGAACGAUGGAAUAAUAGACUUCAUAUACAUAAGUCUAGUGAGCACGUGGACAUUCUAGUUCUCAAAACAGAAUUCAACUUAGCAUGGAACUACUUUAAUGCAAAUGAACUUUCUAAAACUAUUUUCGGAUAUUGGAAGACUUGGCUCAGCAAAGCUGACAAGAAAGAAUUCUCUUCAGAAUUCCCUGCACCCCCGGAAGAUGAUAAAUAUCAAAUCGUAGCGAUGCCUACAGAUUACCUGUAUGUAUCAAUGCGAGGAGAAGAAUAUUAUAUUCCGGAUAUUCGCAAACUCGAUAUCCUUAAUAGAAAAUUAAUUACAAGUCGUAAACGCACUCGUAAUUUAUUGGAUCUUGCGAGUCUUUGGAAAAAGACAGUUUUAGAAUCGAUGGAUACGCAAAUCUUGGAAGAAGAGUAUUAUAAUCCAUUAUUUAAUCCUACCCCUCCUGUCGAGGAGCGAAUGGAUGUAGAUAGUGACUUAAUGAAUUAUUCAGCUAACAGAAUACUCCAUCUUCGUGUAUCACCUGACCCCGUUUCUCGCGGGUGGCGGCAGGCUCAUUGGUAG
This is a messenger RNA of Pyrrhoderma noxium, 1062 nucleotides long. NCBI's taxonomy places the organism in Eukaryota, Fungi, Basidiomycota, Agaricomycetes, Hymenochaetales, Hymenochaetaceae. The record is from the annotation of a GenBank genome assembly.